Messenger RNA from Physcomitrium patens, 2911 nucleotides. The record is from RefSeq and is a predicted model, not a curated record. NCBI's taxonomy places the organism in Eukaryota, Viridiplantae, Streptophyta, Bryopsida, Funariales, Funariaceae.
UUAAGCUUCGCUGAGUUCGUUUUUUGGGACUAGCAGGGGAAGUUUGAGUUUUCAAUCGCUUCUGUUUCGUCGCCUUCUUGUGGGUUUACGUGUUUUGUGUGACUUUAGGCUACGUUGCAACGUUGUGCGUGGUUGUAGAGGUCCCUUCAUUUUGGUUUAGGGUCAAGUUGCCGUGAAUUCUUUUGUAUAACGGAGUUGCUGUGAUGAGUUCGCAGUCGGUCUGAUUUAGCUGAAAGCGUUGAAGACGAUUGCGAAGGGGGAUUAGGUCUGUAGGAAGAGCCUGGAGAACCACUGCGGGAUUCGUAAUGUCGGGCUUCACAGGAUUCGGCACUUCUUCACAGAGUACGCCAACUGCGUUCUCUUUCGGAACGUCUUCAGCGCCAGCAUUUGGUUCUACCGCGGCAGGUAGUACUCCUGCAGCAGGGGGUAGCCUGUUUGGAGGGUCGAGCGCGCCCUCGUUUGGUUUUGGAGCCUCGCCUGCUGCGUCUUCGGGCGGGGGUUUUGGAUCGUCCACGUUUGGAAGCACUGGCCUGUUCGGUGGAGCUUCCUCUUCCUCAUCCCUCUUUGGCGCCAGCCCCACUCCCGCCUUUGGAACUCCAAGUUCGCAGGCUGCAUCUGCAGCAUCGCCUUCUCCAUCACCCUUCGCAUUUGCUCAAUCCUCAGCUACUCCUAGCGCAAGCUCUCCAGCUCCCUCUCUGUUCGGAGCUUCCCCCUCUCCUUUCGGAAGCACAAAUGCUCAAUCCUCUGCUACUCCCGCAGCCUCUUCGUCUCCGUUCGGAGCUUCUCCCAGCACAGGGUCAGCUUUCUCGGGAUUCGGAGGCUCGUUUGGGAGCUCUGGAUUUGGGUUUGGUGCGACCCCAUCUUCAGCAGCGUCAGCGGCAGCAACUGCCCAGUCUUCAGGUGCAUCAUCGGGUUUCGGCGCAAGUUCUCUAUUCUCAGGCAGCAAGCCUGCUACCCCAGCGUUUGGCGCGAUGACUCCCCAGUUCGGCGCUUCUUCAAGCGCUUCCACUACUCCAGGUUUUGGUGCCUCUUCGUCUGCAUUUUCUUUAUCUCAAUCAACCCCUGCAGCGACACCUUCUGCCUCUCCUCCUGGAUUUUCGUUCGGGAAUAUUACGAGCCCUGCCCCCUCCUUUGGGUUUGGCGCUCAAUCAACCCCCGCUACAACCCCCGCAGUGUCCUCAGCAGCAGCCUCAACUCCUUUCGCUGGAUUUUCAUUCGGUUCGAGUGCAGCAACAUCGGCUGCCUCGGCAACUCCGGCCACUAGCUCGGCUUUCGGCGCAUCAACCACGACCCCAAGCCAACCCCAAGCUUCUUCUUCCUCUCUCUUUGGCAGCUCUACAUUUGGAUCUACGACUUCAUCCUCUUCCGCACCGUCGACGUCCUCCUCUUUGUUCAGUAUGUCUACUCCUUCCACACCUUCCUUUUCGCUCCCUGCCAGCACCUCAGCCACAUCCUCCUCUGCUUCUGCAUCUACUCUAAGCUUUCCAUCAUCUAUAACAUCAGCAGCUGCUGCAAGUACAACUCCUACCGCUUCAAGCGGGUUUGGUUUCGGAACUUCGACUCCAGCUUCAUCGGCAGGUGCACUUUUUGGGUCUACUCCAGCAUCAACCCAGGCAUCUACCCCGGCCUCCUCGGGAGGUUUCUCUUUUGCGGGGGCCGCACCUGCGUCUAGUGCAAGUGGUGGAUUUAGCCUCAGUUUGCUUGCCAAGACGUCUGCAGCCUCUACUCCUGCAGUUUCAGCAACAACUACCCCUAGCACUGGGUUUGGGAUGGGAACCGGUUUGGGAUGGUCAAAUUUGUCAGCUGGUCCAGCAGCCGCAACUACUCCUGCAGCGACCACAACAGCAGCCACCUCCACAACCACUUCGACCUCAACUGCAGCAACCUCAACUGCCGGAACGUCUGAAGCUCUCACCAGUACACCUGCACGGACACCAAAGCCUCCGUCAGAAAUUGUUGGAAAGACUGUGGAAGAGAUCAUCAAAGAGUGGACUCAUGAGCUUCAAGAACGGACAUCAAAGUUCCGCAAACAGGCAGAAGCCUUGGGCGAGUGGGACCGACGAAUUAUUGGGAAUCGGAACCUGUUGAUCAAGCUUGAGAGUGAAGUUGCUACUGUAGUGGAAUCACAACACAGCCUUGAACGACAAUUGGAACUUAUUGAGACUCAUCAACAGGAGGUGGAGAAAUCACUGGAAAGCAUGGAAGAGGAAGCUGAAAAGCUAUAUAGGGAUGAGCGUCCCAGUUUAUUGGAAGAUGAAGCUGCUGCUACUCGUGAUAUGAUGUUUGAGCAAGCUGAGUUUGUGGAGCGUGAGCUUGAAAGAAUGGGCGAGCAGAUCAAAGAAACGAUUCAGAAUAUUAAUGCCGCCCAGGGCGGAGACUUGGAUAUUGCAGAAGGAGCUAGUCCUUUGGAUUUGGUUGUCCGCAUUUUGAACAACCAGUUGACAUCGCUGCUCUGGAUUGACGAGAAGGCUGGAGAGCUUUCAGGCCGUAUGCAAUCUUUUGCUGACCAGGGUGCACUUCUUGAUAAAGGACACAGAGGAUCUCGUUUGCGUGGAGCCUAAACGAAUUGAAAUGAGUUUAAUUUAGAACAGGCUGCGUAUUCUGCACAAUUAGCUGUUAAAAUUUCAUGUUGAUGAACUAGUUUCAGAUAUGGUGCUACGAAGGACAUAUAAGUCAUCCUUACAGUGACGAAUAUUCAAAUCAUUCUUACAGCCAUAUCUAUGUUGGUAGGUAGGAGCUAUGUAGUCUGAUACCAGUGAGACGCACCGAUAACUGUGGACUGGAACUGGGAAACUCACCUUUUUCAUAGUCAUGUAAAUUCAGGGACGCCCGCACAUGGGAACCUGGAUCUGCGGUGAAAACUUAUUCAAAAUUCUUACUUGAUCAAUGCUUUCAACUUCAGUAGAGGCUA